UGUCUGGUAAUAAUAAUGCACGGAUUGCCCACUCCAAAAAUCCCAUCCACUCACUUACUCCACUCACACAGCUUAGCUUCCUCGAUUUCCAAUCCAUUUAUUCAACAACAUAUAUUCACUGUAAUGUCUGCUGCUCUCCCUCACCCAGUUAGAAUCCAUCUCCAUCAUUCUUCAUCUCACAAAUUCAAGAAAUGCCCAGCGUCCUCGCCUCCUCUUUUGCUCCACUCUUCCUCUUGGUUGAAGCAAGGAGAUGGCCCGAGAUUCUUGUUGCACAGAAACGGGCUUCUUCUUGCGCGGGCUGAGGACAAGGCCCGGGGUAGUUCUUCUACUUCAUCGACCCUGUCUCAGUACGACUCAGACAAUCAGCUGCAGGACGUAAGCCCCUCUGGAACAUGUGAUCCUUUAUGUUCUGUUGAUGAAACAAGCUCUGAAGAUUUUGAGGCCAGUUACCAACCAAAGACAGAUUUGCUGAAAGCUCUUGCAGUUCUUGCAGCUGCUGGAACUGGAGCACUGGCAAUAAAUCAUUCAUGGGUGGCAGCAAACCAGGAUCUUGCAAUGGCAUUGUUAUUUGGAAUUGGAUAUGCUGGCAUAAUAUUUGAAGAAUCUCUUGCCUUCAACAAAAGUGGAGUUGGACUUCUGAUGGCCGUUAGCUUGUGGGUUAUAAGGAGCAUUGGGGCCCCUUCAACUGAGGUAGCUGUUUCGGAGUUGUCUCAUGCAUCUGGUGAAGUCAGUGAAAUAGUGUUUUUCUUGCUUGGUGCAAUGACCAUCGUUGAGAUAGUUGAUGCGCAUCAAGGAUUCAAGCUGGUCACAGACAAUAUCACCACUCGCAAACCAAGAACUCUGCUUUGGGUGGUAGGUUUUGUAACAUUUUUUCUCAGCUCAGUCCUUGACAACUUGACAUCUACUAUUGUCAUGGUCUCAUUGUUGAGAAAGUUGGUACCACCGUCAGAAUACCGAAAGCUUCUGGGUGCUGUAGUUGUUAUAGCAGCAAAUGCUGGUGGAGCAUGGACACCGAUUGGUGAUGUUACUACCACUAUGCUCUGGAUUCAUGGCCAAAUAUCUACAUUGCAGACAAUGAAGGACUUAGCAAUACCAUCAGCCGUUUCACUGGCUGUCCCUCUGGCUCUCAUGUCCCUCACUAGCGAAGUCAAUGGGAAAGGCCAAAGUUCCGCAGAUGUUUUGGCAUCUGAACAGAUGGCUCCUCGAGGCAAGCUUGUUUUCUCCAUUGGAAUUGGUGCCCUGGUAUUUGUCCCAGUUUUCAAAGCUUUGACUGGGUUACCCCCUUACAUGGGUAUGCUGCUUGGACUGGGAGUUCUUUGGAUCGUCACAGAUGCUAUACACUAUGGUGAAUCUGAAAGACAGCGGUUAAAAGUUCCACAGGCUUUAUCAAGAAUCGACACUCAAGGAGCUCUUUUCUUCCUUGGUAUCCUUCUGUCAGUCAGCAGCCUUGAAGCAGCAGGUAUUCUGCGGGAGUUAGCAAAUUACCUGGACACCCAUAUUCCAAAUGUUGAACUGAUUGCAAGUUCAAUAGGAGUAGUAUCAGCAAUUAUAGACAAUGUCCCAUUGGUUGCAGCAACAAUGGGAAUGUAUGAUCUCUCUUCUUUUCCUCAAGAUUCUGAGUUCUGGCAGCUGGUGGCAUAUUGUGCUGGCACUGGUGGAUCCAUGUUAGUCAUCGGCUCUGCUGCUGGUGUUGCAUUUAUGGGGAUGGAGAAAGUCGACUUCUUUUGGUACCUGCGAAAGGUAAGUGGCUUUGCUUUUGCUGGUUAUGCUGCUGGUAUUGCUGCAUAUCUGGCUGUUCAUAAUCUCAACAUUUCCCUUCCCACAGCUCUUGCACAGGUUCCAUUCCUUUCUGGUUCUUAAACAAAAAUGAUAAACUAGAUCGGUUUCUUGGUGUGCAUCACCGCCAUAUCAUGCAAAUGUAGCUCCUCGUAUCGGUUGCCAAAAAAAAUAUGUAAUUCACAUAUUUUCCUAUAUCCUUCUCAAAGACACAUAAUAAAGGUUCCUUUGCAUAGGAA
Messenger RNA from Sesamum indicum (sesame), 2015 nucleotides. RefSeq names its product sodium/proton antiporter 1. Gene Ontology annotation, cellular component: membrane. Gene Ontology annotation, biological process: sodium ion transport; transmembrane transport. Gene Ontology annotation, molecular function: antiporter activity. NCBI's taxonomy places the organism in Eukaryota, Viridiplantae, Streptophyta, Magnoliopsida, Lamiales, Pedaliaceae. The record is from RefSeq and is a predicted model, not a curated record.